AGUGAGCAGAGGACGUUCAGCCCUCGGGACACCUAGCUGACUUGGGAAGGAACUCGGCCCCAGAACCAUGCUGAGGUUGCCCCCUAUCACACAGCUGCUCCAAGCCCCCCUGCGAUGCUGGGCAGUUCCCAAGGCCCACAUCUCUGCCAAGCCGGCCAGAACACCUACCUCUCCUAUGGAGCAAGCUGUGGGGAUCUCGACCAUGUUUGUGAGCUUCCUGGUUCCAGCAGGCUGGGUUUUAUCCCAUCUGGAGAGUUACAAGAAGAGCUCUGUAGCAUGAAGGCCCUGUGGCCACCUGGGCAGUCCUAGAAAAGCACAUUAAACUCCUUCUUCUA
This is a messenger RNA of Urocitellus parryii (Arctic ground squirrel), 335 nucleotides long. RefSeq names its product cytochrome c oxidase subunit 8B, mitochondrial-like. Gene Ontology annotation, biological process: mitochondrial electron transport, cytochrome c to oxygen. Gene Ontology annotation, cellular component: mitochondrion; respiratory chain complex IV. The record is from RefSeq and is a predicted model, not a curated record. Lineage: Eukaryota; Metazoa; Chordata; Mammalia; Rodentia; Sciuridae.